AUGCGUUCUUCGUACUCGCUUCUAUUCCUUGGUGCUCUCGCACAUGCUCGACCAACACUAAGACCGAGAGAGGGAAGCUACAGCACGAACAACGUACUUGCACAAGAGUAUCAACAAAAGUGGUACUCAGAAGCACCAGCACACGUUCAGAAUGGACCCGCAAUACAUCUCGCCGCGACACAGGACACCCCGGGCCCAGGAAUCUCACCUUCUCAGUACAAAUGUUUUGGCCCCAUGCUGAGCGACUUUCCUGCGUACGAGACAUGGACCCUGACUUUCGAACAGCUCUGGCAGAUCAACGAGCCAGAGAUGACGAAGAUCAAUGGAGGGACGCAGUAUAACCAGCUCCUCAAGGAUGCCAUUCUCGCCCAGUCAAAAAAGAAUCACGUCGAUCCCAGAAUCAUACUAGCGAUGGUCAUGCAAGAGUCCACGGGCAAUGUAAACGCACCGUGCACCGGCCCGGAAACGCGCGACUGUGGCCUCUUGCAAAUUCGCUACGGCCGCAAAUUCACCGAUGCCGACAGCAUCGCUGGCAUGAUCCAGGACGGCAUGGAAGGCCUUGCCGCCACAGACUCCCACCCAGCUUGGCCCGGUUACGUCAACUAUUUCAACCUCGACCGUGCCGAUAUGAGCUGGAUCGAUGCGAUAUGGGCAGGGAAUCCGUUUCUGGCGGCACGGCUGUAUAAUAUGGGUUACCUCGACAGUGAGGAUCUCUCGCAAACGAGGGACGCGAGCUACAAGAGUACUUAUGCGCAAGAUAUCGCUGCCAGGUUGUUUGGGUGGGAUGGGCUUACGCCGAGGACCUGUUAG
Molecule: messenger RNA, 810 nt
Organism: Westerdykella ornata
Lineage: Eukaryota; Fungi; Ascomycota; Dothideomycetes; Pleosporales; Sporormiaceae
Exons: 2
Coding region: 1-810 (269 amino acids)
Source: RefSeq, a predicted model, not a curated record